AACUACAGUACAGUGUAAUAGAAAUGCUCAGCAACAUUUAGCAGGAGGGCUGCAGCUAGCGACAAUUAAUACCAUGUUAGAAGGCAGGGGGGAGAAUAAAGGAAGAGAAUGGAUAUAAACUCAAAGGUGGAGGAGAUUUAAUUUAAGUGUCCUGAGCUGAAAGGCCUGGAUCUUAUUAAGGAAGACGGCAUCUCCUCGCCUGCCCCUCUCGAGCAGCAGCAGCAGCAGCAGCCGCCGCGAUGGAUGGACUUCGGCUGCCGCCUGUGAUUGAAGAGGUUGGGGACCCUGCAGAGGACGCCUGCGAUGAGAGGCCUGAUAGACCUGGGCAGGAGGACAUGACUGCUAUGGAGAAAGAGGUGAAGAAAAUUAAUAACAAGGAAGAAGAGAAAGAGGUGGCAGGGGUUAAGGAGGAAGAAGAGGGGACAGCAGUCAACGACAGCAAAGCACAAAAGGAAAUGGAGGGAAAAGAGGAGAAAGAAGCGAUGGAUGAGAAAGAAAAAAGGAACCUGAAGGCAGGAGGAGACUAUGGUGAGGAACUUAUAUCCGAAGAGCAGGAGUUGGAAGAGCUAAGGUCCCAGGUUCUUCAGCUGCUGAAUGAGCUAGAGGAGGCAAAAGAACUCUCCCAGAAACAUGAGGAGAGCUUCAAUGAAUUGCAAGGGCUGCUGGAGGAUGAAAGGCUGGCCAGUGCACAGCAGGCUGAGACCUUCACCAGACAGAUACAGAGAUUACAAGCCCAGCUGCGUUCAGUGCAGGAGGAGAUGGACAGUCUGGAGGAAGAGAAGGAGAGCGAGCUGUCAGAAGCACAGGAGGAGCUGCGGGCUGCGCAGGAGGAGGUCAUGGUCCUGCAGCAGGCUGCGGAGGAGGCGGCGGCCGAGCGGGAGAAUGACAUUGCCAGCUUGCAGGAAGAGCUGUGCCGCCUCAGGGCCGAGCUGCAGCGCCUGCAUGCCACCACCCAGGAGUACGAACUGGAGAUCACCAGCCUGCGAGCUGAGAUUCACAUGAAAAGUCAAGGUGUGGGAACCAAGACUGAGGACGUGGAGCCCCUACAAGGUGACCUGAAGUCGCUGAGGGAGGAAUGCCGGAGCCUGAAGGCUGAGUCAGAGUUUCUGAAGGAUGAAAAUAAACAGCUUCUUGAGAAACUGAAACUGUUGCAGCUGCAGAGAGCUGGAUCGAAUGAUGUAUAUCUGGCACUGAAAGAAGAUACAGUGAACAGUGAAAAAGAGAAACAUUUAACUGGCAUAAAAGACAUUGGAGAGGGAACUGAGGAUCCAUAUGAAAUGCGAAAGGCUGGCAGCUACAUGACAAUGACAGAGCCAAGGACAAACUGCAGACUGGUGGAUGUGUCCAUUCAGAAGAAUAUCUCAUUUGACGGAAAACCAAUGACACCAACAAGUAUGAACGGUGGUUUCUCUGAGAUUUAUUCUCUUAGAGACCAGCUAAAACAAGCAGAGGAGAAGGCUUUGCAAGUGCAGAAUGAGUGUGAUGGACUGAAGGGUGAGCUGGAGGAGCUGCAGAGCCGAUACCAAACAAGCCAGAAGGAGAAAGAUGAACUUCAAAGGGAACUUCAGAAGUGCCGGGAGGAGCUAGAGAAACUCACUGGGAAGAAAGUGCAGAAUUCUCCUACCCCUGAGCCACCUGUUCUGUCCAUUCCCCUAAUAGGAAUGAUUGUUAUAGUGGCCCUACUUUGGUGCUGGUGGGCGGAGACCUCAUCCUAGAGGGGACAAGGAGCCUGAAGGAGUCUGGAACCCAAUGAUGAUGGUGGCUGUGGCUGCAGCUGUGGUGUUGAUCUUUCCCACUCUGUCACGAGCACUC
This is a messenger RNA of Lepisosteus oculatus (spotted gar), 1812 nucleotides long. It is a transcript of the gene ccdc136b, whose product is annotated as coiled-coil domain containing 136b. Gene Ontology annotation, cellular component: acrosomal membrane. Gene Ontology annotation, biological process: acrosome assembly; single fertilization. The record is from RefSeq and is a predicted model, not a curated record. NCBI's taxonomy places the organism in Eukaryota, Metazoa, Chordata, Actinopteri, Semionotiformes, Lepisosteidae.